AUGAACCCCAAACCGAAGAAACUGCCCCAGUUGGGCUUUUUCGUUUAUUUGCUGUCGUUUAUGGCCGUAAUUGGCGGAUUUCUGUUCGGCUAUGAUACAGGAAUUGUAUCGAGUGCGAUGCUGUAUGUUGCACACAACUCUGGUAUGAGUCCGAUGAGUGCUAUUUGGAAGGAGCUCAUCGUUAGCAUAACACCAGGGAUGGCAGCGAUUGGUGCCCUGCUGUCGGGUCCAGCCACCGACAAAUUCGGUCGAAAAAAGAUUAUUCUGACGUCCAGUCUCGCGUUUGUAGUCGGUGCCAUUAUUUGCGCAGCGGCUCCAGAGAAAGUAACACUGUUCAUUGGUCGAAUAGUUCUCGGAUUAGCAAUUGGUAUUCGUGGUUUCUCUUACAUUAAUCCAGAGAAUGUCGGUUGGCGUCUAAUGUUCGCGUUUGCCGCCGUUCCGGGUAUUAUACAGUUUAUCGGUUUUCUGUUCCUACCCGAAAGUCCAAGAUGGCUGUACGAUCACGGUAGAUCUGGUGAAAGUGAAACGGUACUCGGAAAGAUUUAUAAUGGAAACAAGGAAUGGAUUCAUUAUGAACUCCAAGAGAUAUCUGACACCUUUGAGCAAGAAAAGAAAGCAAAGGAGGAAGUUGGAGAUUCUUUUGUACUAGCCCGCAUUGUGAAAACUCCACAUGUGCUUAAGGCCUUAUGCAUUGGCUGUCUGAUGCAAGCUUUUCAACAAUUCUCUGGUAUCAACACGAUAUUGUAUUACACAGGAACGAUCAUUCAAUCAGCUGGAGUGAGAGAUAUUCAUACAACAAUUUGGAUCUCUGUUGGUGUUUCAAGUUUCAAUUUCUUUGCAACCUUCUUACCAAUGUAUUUGGUGGAAAGACUUGGUCGACGUAUAUUGCUACUCGUAUCAGUGCUGGGUGUUAUUAUAUCAUUAGUGGUAAUGGGUAUUGCCUUUGUGCUUAUAAAUAAAGAUUCUGCAUCUGUGACACCGUUGCGAGUAGAUCCAUCAAAUGGUAACAAUGAAUUGUUUGACAGAUGCAACUCGUACAGUAGUUGCGAUUUUUGUGUGACCGACGAACAUUGUGGCUUUUGUAGUUCUCGUUCGGACAAAGAGAUAGGGUAUUGCUUACCGGCAUCACACGAAGAUCCAUCCGUAUCGAUGAUUGGACAGUGCGCAAGCGGUUACAAUGAGACAAGUCACGAGUGGUCAUCAGUGUUCUGCAUCACAAAAUAUACCGUAAUGCCGAUUAUUGUCAUGGUAUUCUAUUUGGCGUCAUUCGCUAUCGGCUUCGCACCCAUCCCAUGGGUGAUGAACGCUGAAUUCUACCCGUUAUGGGCUCGCAGUACUUGUUGUGCGAUUGCAACGUUCACGAAUUGGUUCUUCAAUUUACUUAUUUCACUAACGUUCCUCUCACUGAGUGAAGCGGUGACUAAAUAUGGUGCAUUCUUCAUCUAUGCUGGUGUUUCAUGCGUUGCGUUCGUGGUCUUCUACUUCUUCGUGCCGGAAACAAAAGGAUAUACCAUCGAAGAAAUUGAAAUGCUUUUCAUGUCAAAAGAGAAACGAAGAAAACUCCAAAUUGCAAUGAGUGAGAGGAACGAUUCGAGUAACGCUCAGAAAAAGGGUUCGCGAGCGAUAAGCACGGUCUCAUCAGGUGUUUUGUAA
This is a messenger RNA of Anisakis simplex (herring worm), 1653 nucleotides long. The record is from the annotation of a GenBank genome assembly. Lineage: Eukaryota; Metazoa; Nematoda; Chromadorea; Rhabditida; Anisakidae.